CCACAACUCCUGCGAUCACCUUGCACCCAUUCUCUGGAACAUGGAUGCUGCCGGCAAUGCUUCGUUGGGCAAGGGGCUGAGCCUGCCUAUGCCCGUGUCCGAGCUGUGGACCGCGCUGAGCAUGGUGCUUCUUCUUAUACCGAUUACCAUCAUCGUCACAAAGCUGAUUGGCUCGCGUAUGCCUCCCGUCCGCGUGGAGAAGCAGGAUUAGGCGCGAAGGUGUUUUGUAGCAGUCGUUACACUGAUUCCGAGUUAUAUUCUCUAAAGCUUAGCUGGAACUAGCCACUACUACUUCAUACAACGAUAUACAAGACAGCUACCCUUCAAUGGCAAGUACGCAUCAGGCGCGCCAUCUGCUUCAACGUCUUGCUUCAGCCAGUACCUGUGGCGCUGCGUGCGGGGAGAAUGCAUUGACACAACGCGCCUGGCUGCAGCUAGAAUGUUCAGAAGCCCCAAUUGGACUGGAGACGGCGCUCUCCAACACUCCUGCGUCUUCAGCCUUGGCUUCCCCAGGAACUGCAGCAAUAUCAAGGCCACAGCAGCAACUAUUAACCGUUCAGUCAGGAUGGGAUCGACAGUCAACUUCUUCGCGCGGCGCACAUCUCGGCCCCCAUGGCAUGCAUCCGACCAAGCCACCCGCCAACAGCCGUAUCUCAGUUGCCGGUUUCCUAGUAAGGAACAUGACCUCACUGGCAAACCCUUACAGCAACUCGUUACCGCUUCUACGGCCGCGCCCGAACACCCCAGCAGCUGUAGCCGCAGCCACAGCGUUGCAACGCUCGCUUAGUACCUCCCGCGCCCCGUGCGACGCCCCCAACUCGCCUUCCCCUUCUCCUUCCUCACAAUCAAGUUUAGAGCAGCAGCAGCAACAGUCUCUAGGCAGCGGAACUUCCUCCCCGGCAGCUCCCAAGGCAGCGGCCCCGGCUGUCCCAGCGGACCCAAUCUACAACCUGCCGAACGCGGUAUCUGCGGCCCGCCUGGUCUCGGGGCCCGUCAUUGCGGUUUGGCUGCUGCAGGGGCAAUACGAGGUGGCAACCGUCGCCUUGGCAAUAUCCGGGGCGAGCGACUGGCUGGAUGGCUACCUGGCGCGCCGCAUGAACGCCACCUCAGUGUUCGGAUCCUACCUGGACCCGCUGGCUGAUAAGGUGCUCAUCGCGUGCGUGGCCAGUGCGCUGCUUGCGAACGGCUCCAUGCCGCUCUGGCUGGGCUGCGUGGUGGUGGGUCGCGAUGCGCUGCUGGUGGCCGGCUCCUUUGCGUUCCGACUGGGCAGCUUCGGCUGGAAGUGGCCCGGCAGGGAGGCGUUCUUCCGCACUGCCGACACGGCUUCCCCGCAUGCAUCUGCUCCCGUUUCCCCUCCCGCCGCAUCGUCUGCGGGCGCCGGCGAAGCUACCGGAAGUGCUGGCAGCGGCGGCGGGUGUGUGUCGUACAUGAGGCCGCUGCUGAUCAGCAAGGCGAACACGGUGCUGCAGCUGGUGCUAAUGGGUGGGUACUUGACACGGGGGAUGUACGGCUGGCCGGAGGGAGAUCCGGUCACGGCCCUGGAGGUGGCUACGGCGACUACGACAGUGGCUUCGUUGGUGGCGUACGGUAGGAUGGCUGCACAGGGGGAGCUGUUCAAGUGAUGGGGAUGUAGACGGAGAGUACCUAACAAUGUGGAAAGGCUGUAAGCGGGGAUGAGGGUGAACUCGAUAAUGAUGGGAGGCAUCUGAUGUGGUGGCGAGUACUAGACAACGCUAACAACUGCGUACGUCAGUUCAAAACCGUAAGGAACGUUGGGGCUACGCGGUGUUGGUGUUGCUAUUGCUUUGGUUGUGCUGGCUCGCACAAUGGGAGUUGGUGGUGUGUGGUCACCUUGUGGGUCGAUUGCUUCGACUGCCGGUGGCAACUAGAGAGAAACUAGAACAUAUCAUUUCGCUGGAUCCUCAGGUUGCAAAGUGUUCGACUGUGACAAUCACGUGGGCAUCCGGCCCCCAACAAACAACAACAAUGUCGGGCUGCAUGUCCACACACCUCACAGCGCAUCCAAACAUC
This is a messenger RNA of Astrephomene gubernaculifera, 2031 nucleotides long. NCBI's taxonomy places the organism in Eukaryota, Viridiplantae, Chlorophyta, Chlorophyceae, Chlamydomonadales, Astrephomenaceae. The record is from the annotation of a GenBank genome assembly.